Arachis duranensis is the source of this 1142-nucleotide messenger RNA. RefSeq lists its product as uncharacterized. The coding region runs from base 1 to 1080 and encodes 359 amino acids. NCBI's taxonomy places the organism in Eukaryota, Viridiplantae, Streptophyta, Magnoliopsida, Fabales, Fabaceae. The record is from RefSeq and is a predicted model, not a curated record. Gene Ontology annotation, molecular function: protein dimerization activity. The transcript has 5 exons.
AUGGCUUGCGAGAUAUUGGUUAUACCUGUUUCUAUGGUAGCUUCAAAGUCUGCAUUUAGUAUUGGAAGAAGAGUUCUCGAUCUAUACUGUAAUUCCUUGACACUUAGAAUGGUGGAGGUCUUAGUGUGCACAGGAGAUUGGUUGAAGGAAUAUGUUUUCUUAGCUUUAGAUGGUGAUGAUAGUGAAGUUCUUCAACAACUAAGGCGCCGUCAGCUUUAUCUUCUCAAACCCAGCCUUGGCGUCGUUCAUCCAUCUUCAUCACUGCCCUUCAUCGCACCCAGCCUUCAUUGCAUUCAUCUCCUUCAUCGUUGUGUUAGCGAAGAUCGCAACUCUUCGCACUCAAGGUCGAAACCCUUUGCGCUCAAGAUCGCAACCCUUGCUGUUUUGCUUGUUGUCCUUCUCGCCGUUCUGGUCGCGGUUCUGCUCGCUUCUCUCUGUCGCAGUUCUGCUUGCUUCUCUGUCGUGGUUCUGCUCGCUUCACUGUCGCGGUUCUGCUCGCUUCUCUGUCGCAGUUCUGCUCGCUUCUCUGUUGCAGUUCUGCUCACCGUGCUGCUCGAAGGGUUGAAGUGUCCAGCACCAAUUGCAAAUGGGGUUGCAGAAUUACCAGUUUCAUCAGUUAAACACUUAAAGGAUUUCCUGUGUUGUCUGUUGUCCCAGCUGCAAAAUAAAAAAAAUGAACUUCAAAGCCAUGUAGAGGCAGGGGAAAAUCAUGAGGAUGCAUUUGUAGCAGUUCUAGGAAAGGACCAACUAGGUCGAGUUCGUUGUUAUGGGACUUCAGUUACAAGAAGCUCUCUUAGAAAGGAUGAGGAGAUUUGCCAAGUGAAGGUUGAAUACAAUGAUAAGGUCUCAUCAUUAGAAAAGAAGAUGGACGGUGUUUGUGGUCUAUUAAAUGUGAUGUUGCACCAACUCAAUCCUGAAAUGAGUGAUGAAGAGGUAGCAGCCUUAGUGCAAGCAACCCAAAAUUCUCUUUUGGAUGCCUCAAGUAGUAGACCAAGAAAUACUCCUCACUCCUCUCGAGCAACUGUAAUUCCACCAACUGAUGAUGGCAAUGAUAAAAACAAUGGAGCUCAUAAUGGAUGAUCACACUACUCAUGAAAUUUGAUAUUUUGUAACUAAGUACAUAAAAGAAGAAGAUAUGUGAC